Colletotrichum tamarilloi is the source of this 1299-nucleotide messenger RNA. RefSeq lists its product as uncharacterized. Gene Ontology annotation, molecular function: ATP binding; protein kinase activity. The transcript has a single exon. The record is from RefSeq and is a predicted model, not a curated record. The coding region runs from base 1 to 1299 and encodes 432 amino acids. Gene Ontology annotation, biological process: protein phosphorylation. Lineage: Eukaryota; Fungi; Ascomycota; Sordariomycetes; Glomerellales; Glomerellaceae.
AUGACAGGUCGCAGUUGGAGCCCCGUUGGGGCUCGUCGGAGGGGACUGAAGUCGUUCACCGCGCGGAUGACACUUCGGUUCCUUGUAAUUGCUUCCAUCGUCGCCAUGUAUCAUUUGUUGGACCUUCAUUUCCGCUAUCGAGAGGACCUGAAAGUCAAGUAUCUCCCGACAAAGUUCGCACCCCUUGCGGAUCACGACGAGGCAAUACUUUCAAGCACCGGAUGGGAAGUCAAUUCCGAUACCACAAGUGCUGCACGUGGCAUCUUACUGGACAACCGGCGCCAUUGGAAGAAGCUUGGAAAAGGCAGAGAGGGUGAAACGUUCACGUUUAACAAUACUGUCAUCAAAGUCUACAAUGAGGAAACCAGUCCUUUUCGAAAUUGCAUUCAAGGAACAGACGCGUCUGCGAGAAGAUGGCCCACAGAGAUCCCUGCGAGUCUGAUCAUGGGCGGACACGAUGACGGCUCGACAUUGCUGGACGAUGAGCGAUACAGAGAACACUUCGUCCCUGUCCAAGACUACUUCUUAGCUGCCACGGAACCGUCAGGGGCUCCAAAGUGGCACCUUGUCUCGCCGUUUCUCAAGUCAGGCACCCUCAAAAACCUGGCAAAGAAGUUGCGUAGGUCUGGCGACCGACACUCGUAUCGUGAGCUUGAUCAAAUGUUUAGACCAUCUUUCGAGUCUCUUCUCUCAGCACUCGAUAGCUUACACAUGACGCACGACCUGUGUCACGACGACGUCAAGCUAGACAACAUCUUCGUAACAUCCGAGCACGAUCCUAGAAAGUGGAAAUUCGGCGACCUCGGCAACGCCCGCGAGCCCGAUCACCCAUAUCACUACACGCCGCUGUGGACUGCGGACACGCCUCAGCUUCGCGACUGUCGCGCCAACGAUGCGCUGCGCCUGACGAAGGUGUACUUCCAAUUCCUUCGCGCCUCGAGCGGGAACCCCGACGCGUUUGAUGAAGCUUUGAUCGGCGGCGUUGAUACACUGAGCAGAUUCUACUGGGUGGUUGCCCGCUCCCCGAUGCCAGUCUCGGCGGCGCAAGUUUGGCAGCUCUCGGCUGUUUACCCACCCCAAAUGGUUGGUGAGAAGACGCCGUGGAUGACGAUGCAGCCUGCGCAAGUUGACUUUUCCCGCGGCUGGGCGCCAACGACCGAGGCCUUCCUUGGUUGGAAGGGGUCCUUGAGAAGUGCCGUGAAAAAGGAGCUGAGGGUUGGAGCCAAGGAGAGCAUGGGUAGACUUUUCGGGUUGACCAGAUUGUUGGGAAUCCCAGUCAAAGCUUGUCAGGCUGCCUAA